Messenger RNA from Mycena citricolor, 1188 nucleotides. NCBI's taxonomy places the organism in Eukaryota, Fungi, Basidiomycota, Agaricomycetes, Agaricales, Mycenaceae. The record is from the annotation of a GenBank genome assembly.
GCGCGGACCUGGUUCCCGUGUUCUCCUUUGGCGAGAAUGACAUAUACGAGCAAAUGCACAAUGAACGUGGGACGACCAUCUUCAGGCUGCAAUCGAGCUUCAAGUCGAUGUUUGGGUUCACGCUGCCUCUCUUCCAUGGGAGAGGGCUUCUAAAUUAUAACAUCGGUCUGAUGCCGUAUAGACGGCAAAUCGUGGCUGUCAUUGGAAGGCCGAUCCAUGUCACGCGUUCAGAAAACCCUGCGCUGGAGGAAAUCAUCUCCGUGCAAAAACAAUACAUCGAAGAACUGGAGAGGUAUCAACUUGUCUACACGUCCUCGAGAGGUACUGAUAUCAGUUCUUUCAAGAAUAUGGAACACAUACAAAGACAUCUUUGCCAAGGCUCGAACGAAGGAACUUAACAUCAUCGAUUAGUGCUGGUCAUUUCACUCGCUGUCCCCAUAGAUUACAUACGUGAUUAAACACAUUGUAGAUGUACAUUAUCUUAUUUGCAUUUCACGUUACACCGGGUGCUCUCUGUAUCUUACGAUGACGAUCCGUAGCUACAUGAUUGAUGGAUGGGUAGUCGCUGAAUGCAAAUUUCCUUUUCGGGCGCGUCGGUGUAGUUCAGAUAGCCGCGUUUGCACACGUUUGACAGAAACUUGCGACUUGCACACCCAUGCCUAGUCCCGCAAACUCCGAUUCCGAAGCGUCAUUCAUUCUCGUAGGCCAAGAGUCUGCUUCUGGCUCGGAUAGUCCUGCAGGACCUAUAGCCCCCGCCAAACCUAAACCUAACCACCCAUCCCUGAAUCACACAAAAUACGUUCCAGGAAGCGCUUCGACAUACGCGCAUGACUGGUCCGACGAGGGCACGGCUGGAGGCGUGCGGGCGCACGGGCGGCAUUUCAUUGAUGGACACGGACGCGCAUGCCAGCUGCGCGGUGUGAAUCUCGGCGGAUCGUGUAAAACCCCCUCGAAUGAUGACAAUGCAACUUUCCCUCAUGGUGCGAAGGGCGUCACUUUUGUCGGGCGGCCGUUUCCGCUAGAAGAAGCCCCGGCGCAUCUGGCCCGGCUCAGGAGGUGGGGGUUAUCGUUUGUCCGCUUUCUCUUCACCUGGGAAGCUAUUGAACACGCUGGACCAGGCAUCUACGACAUGGAAUACGUGCAAUAUGUGCGCGAGUUGCUGUCCCUCCUGCCUGAAUACGGCAUGUC